Messenger RNA from Symbiodinium natans, 471 nucleotides. The record is from the annotation of a GenBank genome assembly. NCBI's taxonomy places the organism in Eukaryota, Dinophyceae, Suessiales, Symbiodiniaceae.
AUGCCCAGCAUCGGGGCAGUGGAUGUUCCCAAUUGGUGCGUGGCGGCUGGGGUGGCUGGGGCGGCUGUUCUUACACCCGCUGCCAUCUAUGCCUACCUCGUACGACAGUGUCGAGCACGUCAAGCCCUCUUUGCUGAAAUACCUCAGCCAAAAGAGCCAGGACCUAUCUUCGCUGGCAUUGCUGAGUUGCAAAGGAUCCAAGGGGGGCACUCACCGGUGGAGCCUAUGAAGGAGCACUUCAAGGACUUGGGGCUUACUUGGGGUGGUACGCCUGCCAGUGUGGCCUUUUUCCUCAGUUGGAGUUCAUGCUCUUUACGGCGGAUCCUGCCAUCAUCGCAGAGAUUCAAUCCAAGAAGGAUGUCUUCCAUUCGCGCCACAGCGGGACCGCCUUUGCUACCACCAUUCCCGAGGGCAUGCUGGCUUUGCGAAGUGAUGGUCCUCAAUCUCCAUGGGCUCUUCACCGCAGGUUGA